AUGGAUCCCAGCUGGCCCUCGCGUCAGCCUCGUAGUUCCACGUCAUACCCGUUCUUCGAUCUCUUGCCACCGUUAACUGCUUCUCAACCGUCCUCCGCGCGCUCCACGUCAUCGACGUCUGCGUCCACGUCAUCCGUGCUCGACGACCUUUACCGCUUCGGCUCGGGAACCAAGGCCUCGGCGACGACGCCCGGCAGUGGUAGCAACAGCAGCAGCCUCGGCAGCGGCGGCGGCGGCGGCGGCGGCGGUGGCGGGGGCAGCGCGGGGAAUUUGUCGGGGGAAGGGAGAUCCGCACAGGGAGGUGCGGGCGGCGGGAUGUACGCGGUGGGCGGAGAUGCGCGCGCGCAGGUAUCGCUGGACGGGCUCUUCCCCGCAACCGUGUCCAUGCACCACGAGGGGGACCUGAGCGCGGACCGCGGGCAGCACCAGCAGCAGCCCCUCUACAUGCCCUCCUCGUCCGCCGCGCGCGCUGCAACGUCCUUGGCUCCCGCAACCUUCUCGUCCUCGUUGCCCGCUGCAGCCUCCUUGUCCCCCUCUACCUCCUCCUCCUCCUCCACCACCCCCUCGAAUCCCCCCUCGUCGUGGUCCGCGUCAGGGGGGGCAGCCAUGCGCGCAGCAGCGGGGGGCGGGGAUGGGGGAGGCGUAGGGGGAGGUGGGGGAGGGAGAGGCGGAGGGGGAGGCUUCGGAGGUAGUUACGUUGGGGGGGGUGGGGGGCAAGCAGCAGGCUCAGGCGCAGGGGCCAGUGGUGGUGGCGGCAGCGGCAGUGGUGGCAGCAGUGGGGGCGGAAGCUUAUCCAUGGGCAGGGGGGAGGGCAUGCGCGCAUCAGCAGCAGCGCGCGCCCCUGCAACCGCCGCGGACCUGAGCCACGUCACCUCCGCCGUUCUGGGCGGCGUGGAGCGUCUGUUGCAGCGGUUCGCGGGCGGCGUGGGCGCGGCCGUGGGGGAGGUGGGGGCGCGCGUGGGCGCAGUGGAGGGUGCAGUGGGGGCGCUGCAGCGCGAGGGGGAGAGGGGGUGGCGGGAGAUGGGGGAGAGGCAGGCGGAGUUGGAGGGGCGGAUGCGAUCAAUGGAACAGCUGCUGCUGGAGGUGCAGAGGGGCAUUCAGGUGCUGCGGGACCGACACGAGCUAGCCGACGCCCAGGCAGAGCUCUCUCGCCUGCACACCCUCUCCCUCGCCUCCGCACCUCCCAGCACCGCUGCUGGUUCCAUUGGAACCGCUGCUAACUCCAGUGAUACCACCGGUGGUGGUACUGCUGCUGCCAGCACCAUUCUCGCGCUGCCCGCUCCUCCUGCCCCUGCUGCUGCUAUCCAGCCCACCCAGCCGCCCCCUCCUCCCCCACACGCCUCUCCUGCUCCUCAUCCUCCCCUCGCUUCGUUGCCUCUUCCUCACUACCUUGCUUCCGCCCCAUCUCCGCCCUACUCUUCCCCCGCUUCCUCCCCUCCUCCUCCCUACCCUGAGCCUGCGUCUGCUCCUCCUGCCCCUGCUCCGCCUGCCACGCCCCCCCCACCUCCUGUUAAUGCUCCAAUCGCACCUGCUGCCCCUGCUCCUGUGGCCUACCCUUUCCUUGCACCCGCUGGCGCGGGCAUGUAUGCACCUCCCGCACCUCAUACCAUGAUGUACUAUCCCCAUGCGCCGCCUCCCCCAUAUGCCAUGCCUCCCCCUCCUCCCCCUCCCCCCGGGCAACCCAUGCCAAUGCCCAUGCACUCCAUAACCCAGCAGCACCAGCACCAGCAGUUUCACCAGCAGCAGUACGAGCAGCAGCAGCAGCAGCAGCAGCAGCAGCAGUACCCGCCUCUGCCUCCUCAACCACCUUACCCCCAGUCCCCGUAUCCUUACCCUCCCCCUCCCCCUGGCGGGCCCCCCGCUCCCCCAAUGCCGCCCCAGCCCUAUUUCACUCCCCCUCACCCUCCCCUGACUCCCAGCCACCCACCCUCCCCUUCCCCAGGCGCCUCCCCCGCCCCAGCUGCGCCCCUUCCCCUUGCCCACCCUGUUGCAGCGCCCACGGGGAGUGGGGCCAGGGGGGCGGGCGGGGGAGCGGGGGCAGCAGCAGCAAGGGGGGGAGUGAGGGGGGGAGGCGGCAGUAGGAGAGUCACGUUUGCAGAGCCUGUGAGUGAUUCAGGGAUGGCAGGAGCAGGGGCAGGGGGGAGGGCAGGAGGAGACGGUACCAGAGGGGUGGGAGGGUCUGGGUCUGGGUCUGGUUCUGGUGCUAAUGUGAGUACAAGGAGUGUGCCUAUAGAGAAGGUGGUGGAUGACGUGGCAAGCAUGGGGUUUGCGAGGAAGCGCGUGCGGGCGGCGGUGCAGCAGGUGAUGGAUUCGGGUAGGGGCGUGGAUCUGAAUGCCGUGAUUGAUAGGCUCAUGAACGGGUGA
Messenger RNA from Closterium sp. Naga37s-1, 2364 nucleotides. Lineage: Eukaryota; Viridiplantae; Streptophyta; Zygnematophyceae; Desmidiales; Closteriaceae. The record is from the annotation of a GenBank genome assembly.